Molecule: messenger RNA, 4152 nt
Organism: Betta splendens (Siamese fighting fish)
Lineage: Eukaryota; Metazoa; Chordata; Actinopteri; Anabantiformes; Osphronemidae
Gene: sardh
Product: sarcosine dehydrogenase
Exons: 22
Coding region: 220-2970 (916 amino acids)
Cellular component (GO): mitochondrion
Molecular function (GO): oxidoreductase activity; protein binding
Source: RefSeq, a predicted model, not a curated record
GGGGAGGGCUGAAGACAGGAAGUAGUGUACAACUGCUGACAGCGUUGCAGCUCCUACGAACUGACCUGACAGCUGCGAACCUGCAGCUCCUGGGUCACAGAACCGAACUGUCCGGCCGUUUUUCCUCAUCCCGGUUCCUCCCCAUCCGCUUUUGACUCGUUUGUGAGCUUGCGUCGAUUUUACGCGUGGCGGUGCGUGAGAGGCGGAACCGAACGGGCCAUGGCCUUCGCGGGGAGUGCAGUUCGACGGAUGGUGUCGGCCGCCCAGCGUCCCUUUGCUCCGUCGUGGCAAACGGGCGCGCGGUCCUACAGCUCCAAGCCCACCAGCGCCAAAAACGUCCCCUAUGAGAAGACCCUCAGACAGGAGGAGGGGGCGCCCACUGGACCCACCAAACCCCUACCGAGGUCUGCAGAUGCGGUGGUGAUCGGUGGCGGCAGCCUGGGCUGUCAGACCAUCUACCACUUGGCUAAGAUGGGUUUGACCAAUGCAGUUCUGCUGGAGAGAGACAGACUGACGGCUGGCACCACGUGGCACACGGCAGGCCUCCUGUGGCAGCUCCGUCCCAGCGACGUGGAGGUGGAGCUUCUGGCCCACACCAGGAACGUGGUCAGCAGGGACCUGGAGGAGGAGACGGGUCUCCACACGGGCUGGAUCCAGAACGGAGGACUGUUCAUCGCCUCCAACAAGCAGAGACUGGACGAAUACAAGCGGCUGAUGUCUCUGGGUAAAGUUUACGGCAUCGAGUCUCACGUGCUUUCACCUGCGGAGACGAAGGACCUGUACCCGUUGAUGAACGUCGGUGACCUGUAUGGAACCCUGUACGUCCCCAACGACGGCACCAUGGACCCAGCCGGUACCUGUACGACGCUGAGCAGAGCGGCCUCGGCCCGGGGAGCCACGGUGAUCGAGAACUGCCCCGUGACUGGUAUCAAAGUGCACACAGACGACUUUGGGGUGAAGCGGGUGAAGGAGGUGGAGACUCCCCACGGGGCCAUUGAGACGCCGUGUGUGGUGAACUGCGCAGGCGUGUGGGCCACCAAGCUGGGGAGGAUGGCUGGAGUUAAUGUUCCCCUCGUCGCGAUGCACCACGCCUACGUGGUGACGGAGAGAAUCGAAGGCAUACAGAAUAUGCCCAACGUGCGAGACCACGACGCGUCCGUGUACCUGCGCCUCCAAGGCGACGCCCUGUCUGUGGGCGGCUACGAACACAACCCCAUCUUCUGGGACCAGGUGUCUGACAGGUUUGCGUUCAGCUUGUUCGACCUGGACUGGGAUGUGUUCAUGCAACAUAUAGAGGGAGCGAUCAACAGAGUUCCUGUUCUAGAGCAGAUUGGAAUCAAGUCCACUGUUUGUGGACCAGAAUCUUUCACUGCCGACCAUAAACCACUGAUGGGAGAAGCACCAGAGGUCCGAGGCUUCUUCCUGGGCUGUGGGUUCAACAGUGCAGGCAUGAUGCUGGGGGGCGGUUGCGGCAGAGAGCUGGCUCAUUGGAUCAUACAUGGGCGCCCUGAAAAGGACAUGUACGGCUAUGACAUCAGGCGCUUCCACAGCUCGCUGACGGACGACCAGCGCUGGAUCAGAGAGCGGAGCCACGAGUCGUAUGCAAAAAACUACUCUGUGGUGUUUCCCUUUGAUGAGCCGCUGGCGAGCCGCAACAUGAGAAGGGACCCCUUCCAUCAGGUGCUGUUGGAGCAGGGCUGCGUUUUCCAGGAGCGACACGGCUGGGAGAGGCCUGGCUGGUUCAACAAAGGCCCGCCCGCGCCGGUUAAAAGCUACGAUUACUAUGGGGCCUAUGAAACUAGGAAGAAUGUGAACUACAAGUACAGCGAACUGCUGGGCAAAGAGUACACGUUUGACUUCCCUCCACAUCACGACGUGAUUAAGAAUGAGUGUCUCUCAUGCAGACACGGCGUGGCCGUGUUUGACAUGUCCUACUUUGGAAAGUUCUAUCUCACUGGGCCAGAUGCUAAGACGGCAGCCGAUUGGCUGUUUACUGCUGAUGUCAACAAGAAGCCAGGCUCCACCGUGUACACCUGCAUGCUGAAUAAAAGAGGGGGAACGGAGUCUGACCUGACUGUGAGCAGACUGGUGCCGGGAGAAGCCAAUCUGCCGCUGGCCCCGGAGUCCAACGGUGACGCGUACUACCUGGCCAUCGGAGGCGGCGUGGCCGAACACAACUGGAACCACAUUAAGACGGUGCUCCAGGACCGAGGCUUCCGCUGCCACGUGACGGACCACUCUGAGGACAUGGGGAUGAUCAGCAUCCAGGGGCCCAAGAGCCGCGAAGUCCUCCGGGAGGUGUUGGACGCGGACCUGGGCAACGAAGCGUUCCCGUUUUCCACGCACAGAGUCGUCAGCGCGGCGGGACAUCGGGUGCGAGCCAUGCGUCUGUCAUUCGUUGGGGAGCUCGGCUGGGAGCUGCACAUUCCUAAAGACGCUUGCCUUCCAGUCUAUCGUGCCGUCAUGGCUGCGGGUGCAAAGCAUGGCAUCGUCAACGCCGGUUACAGGGCCAUUGACUCGCUCAGCAUAGAGAAAGGCUACAGACACUGGCACGCUGACCUUCGUCCAGAUGACACGCCCCUGGAAGCAGGCUUGGCCUUCACCUGCAAGCUGAAGAGCUCGGUCCCGUUCCAGGGCCGCGAUAGGCUGGAGAAACAGAAGGAGGAGGGGCUGAGGCGCCGCAUCGUCUGCUUCACCAUUGACGAAAAAGUACCGAUGUUCGGCCUGGAGGCCAUUUUCCGUAAUGGAGUUCCAGUUGGACACCUGCGCCGCGCCGACUACGGCUUCUUCAUUGACAAAACCAUUGGUUACGGAUAUAUUCGUAACCCUGACGGAGGAGUGGUGAAUGCUGACUUUAUAAAAAGCGGACAUUUUACGCUGGAGAGGAUGGGGGUGACGUUCAAGGCCAAGGCUCAUCUGAAAACUCCGUUUGACCCCGAGAACCAACGAGUCAAGGGCAUCUAUGCUUGAGUGGGUGGAGAGGCUUCUCUCCAGUGAUCUCAGUCAGCUUAGUUACUGAUGUAUGAAGUGAUAAUAGUCACUGGACUUAUUUCUUGCUUGUGUUGUAUCUAAAAAUGAGUCGGAGAAGAUAAACACUGAUGAAGAACAACUAGAAAAAGCAGUUGUUGGCGUUUUCUGAUUGGUCCCUGAUGCUGAUGUUGCUGAUAAUGUGAUUCUUCCAUCUCUGCUACAUACGUUUUGCACAUUAGUAAAAGUACAAAAGCUCCUCUCUGUCUCCGUUAGCUCCAACGUAGCAUUCUGUGCAUCUGCUGUUGCUGCGGUGGAGCAGUUCACGAGGCUCUUCCUCCCAAGAGCCUUUUUACUGAGAAGCAUCAUCAGGAAGUGCAUUGAAAAGGGCUUUAGCUUAAUUAAUGAGGGCGCUUGAUUCAAAUUACGAGCUUAGUGCAGUGGAGAAUCGAGUGGUGUUGUAGAGCAGUACUGUGGGACUAAUGUGAUUAGUGCUGUGGGAAGUCGCAAAUGUUAAUUAUGCUGAGUGUUCGUUAGAGCUUUUACAGCAAAAUGCUGGCAUCUUAACUCGUAACUAGUAACUUAACUAGUAAACACCUGGGAAACUCACCCGUGUCUUGGCAAGUGUUAAAAAAUGUUCUGUCCUCGUGUUUACGUGAAAAAAUUGGAGUUUAAUAAAACCUAUUUCCCACUGAAUGUUUACAUCCGCUCAUACUGAUGCUUUCAAGGCCGAGUGAAGUACUCAGCUGGUCACAGACUAUUUGCAGAGCUGUAAAAAUGUGGCAGGAGAAGGAGAAGGCGGCGUUUCGUAUGUAUUGCUGCUACUUUGCCUCUCGGAUGCAGUUGCAGCACAAAAUGUUUACUAAUGUGAAAUGAUUCAUUGAUUCUGCCCAGAAGGCCAUUAAUCAUUGAAAUGGUCGUUCGCAGGAGUAGCAUAGGUUAAUAACAGGAUUUAUAUGGGAAACGUGAAACAGACUGAUAAACAUUAUCACUGCUGCUCCUCGAACAUGAUGCGUCCUGAGGAUGCUCAUUGUUGUUGAAAAGCAGGUGAAGGGUUCAAAAUAUUGAUGUCAUCGUCUUAAAAUGUUCCCUUGAUGAGUGUAAUGAUCCUUUAAUAUCUUUUAGUGACGUUAAGCCUGGAUCAUUGUGAACCGCGUGGUAAUAAAUUCUCUCUUAGCUGUUGGA